UAAGGAGAACUUAUGUAUCCUUAAACAUAUAAGCACUUCCUGUUAAUAUGUGUGACGUUGAGGAUUUGAAGCUAGCUGCAUGUGCAGCCAUAGACGCCGCAAAGAAACAGUUGAACAAUAUCAGCACGGAGAUUUGGAGUAAACCGGAACUCGGAUUCGAAGAAAGGCACGCGCACAAUAUUCUCACUGACUUCUUGGAAAAUCACGGAUUUCAAACUGAGCGUUCUUACAAAUUGGAGACGGCGUUCAGAGCGACGUACGGUUCCCGAGAGGACGGCCCUAACGUGACCUUCAUCAGCGAGUAUGACGCGCUUCCGGAAAUAGGCCAUGCAUGUGGUCACAACUUAAUAGCAGAAGUUGGAGUCGGAGCCGGGUUGGGACUAAUGGCCGCCAUGAAGGCCGCUGGCAAACCUCUCGGACAGGUGACUGUAUUGGGAACCCCAGCGGAGGAGAGCGCGGGCGGAAAAAUUGACUUGAUAGAAGCCGGCGCCUUUACCGACGUCGACGUCGCGAUGAUGGCGCAUCCGUUUCCGGAAAACGAUUUCCGUCCUAUCGCCUUAGCAUAUUACGGUUUGGAGAUUGUGUACACGGGUAAGGCGUCUCACGCGGCUGGCUACCCAUGGGAAGGCGUCAACGCCCUGGACGCGGCUGUCACGUGCUACCAAGGAAUUUCCUUUCUCCGACAACAGUGCAAACCGGAUUGGAGAAUACACUGUAUUAUUCUGGAGGGUGGAGUAAAGGUUAACAUUAUACCAGAGCGCGCAAGACUUCACGUGACUGUCCGCGCUCCAAGUGACCAAGAAAUGUUUUUGUUGCGAGACAAAGUCAUAAACAUCAUCACCUCAGCGGCUACCAGCACAGGGUGCCAGGUCGAAUAUAAGCUGUUUGACAGACCGUGUUCUGCAAUGUUGAACAACGGAGUGAUGGUCGACCUCUUUGAACACAACCUGUCACGUGUUCAACCACCAGAAGUUCCGACCCGAACCGGAAGCGUAUUCGGAUCCACGGACAUGGGAAAUGUUGCCCAAGUGGUGCCCAGUAUCCACCCAAACUUCCAUAUUGGCGGGAGAGCCGUCAACCACACUCGGGACUUUACUGGAGACGCUGGUUCACCCAUGGCACAGGAAUACACGCUACAAGUAAUGAAAGCUCUCGCAAUGACAGCGGUAGAUAUUGUCACCAGCAAAGAUCGUUUACAGGAAAUUAAACAAGCGUUUGCAGAGGGGUCUAACUACACGUAAACCUGGUGCAAGUCAUUGCUAUACUUUUAAAAGUAAUGAUAAGACAUAUUAGGGAUAGGGCAUAAUAUUGAAAAAUGUGUUCUAUUCUUUUUCCUUUCUU
This is a messenger RNA of Mya arenaria, 1341 nucleotides long. Its product is annotated as xaa-Arg dipeptidase-like. Gene Ontology annotation, molecular function: dipeptidase activity. Lineage: Eukaryota; Metazoa; Mollusca; Bivalvia; Myida; Myidae. Bases 48 to 1241 code for a protein of 397 amino acids. The transcript has 7 exons. The record is from RefSeq and is a predicted model, not a curated record.